This is a messenger RNA of Rhincodon typus (whale shark), 1767 nucleotides long. It is a transcript of the gene c43h11orf68, whose product is annotated as chromosome 43 C11orf68 homolog. The coding region runs from base 129 to 1577 and encodes 482 amino acids. The transcript has 3 exons. NCBI's taxonomy places the organism in Eukaryota, Metazoa, Chordata, Chondrichthyes, Orectolobiformes, Rhincodontidae. The record is from RefSeq and is a predicted model, not a curated record.
UUCAAUUAAUUUUCUCGUCCACCAGGGGAUUGAGUCUCAGAAGACAUCCACGGCUUCUGAAACAAUCUGGAUAACAAUCGCAGAUACCACGCCAGUGACCAAGGAACUUUGCAGUUUAGGCAGCCGGAAUGAGUGACCCCGACGAGGAGGGUCCCGAGCCGAUCCGGGCCGAGCGUGACCUGGCAGCGGAGGCCAUGGCGGCCGACAUGGACCCCUGGGUGGUUUUCGACGCUCGCAAGACGCCGCGAGCCGAGUUCGAUGAUUGGCUGGACAGCAACCGGCCGUCCCGGGUCUUCCGGCACGGUGAUCCGUGCCACAACGCCGAGCCGGUGGGCUGGAUCGCCAUCUACGGGCCAGGCAGCCUGCCGGCGGCCGAGCGCGGCGACUGCGAGGGGCUGCAGGAGGAUUGGGAGAGGCUGCAGGACAGCGGGCGGCCGGUCACCUUCGAGACGGUCAAGGAGCUGGCGCUGAACCGGCGGGUACUGAGUGGCAAGUGGCUGAUGCACCUCGACACGGGCUUCAAGGUGGACCACGCCUGGGCUAGCAUCGCCAGGGCGGUGCUGGACAGCAAGCUGCGCUCUGCCAAGGUCAGCCCCUACUGCCCCGACACGGGGGCCAAGCACGUCAUCUGUGUGUACGGCGAUGACUUCACCGACGAGAGCCAAGUGGUGGGCCUCGAUGCCGCCAUCCGAGCUGCGGGCAUCAAGUGCCCACUUUCCUACAAGCCCGAUGCCUACACCUACCUGGGCCUUUACCGGGGUAACCGCUGGAAGCUCUGCCCCACCAUCUACGAGAGCCACUACGACCUGGAGUGCAUCCCCCGACGCUCCCGCAUUACCUGCAAGCAAAUGCGACAGCCAAGCUCAACGCCACUGCUUCGCAAAGCUGUGUACUCAGCUGCUUACUGUAGUCCACUCUGCCCCAACUCCAUUUACAAGCCCACUGAUGACACCACCGUUGUAGGCAAUGAUGAGACGGAAUACAGCAACGAGAUGGAGUGUUUGGCGACGUGGUUUAAAGACAACAAGAUCUCUCCCUCAACGUCAGCAAAACGAAAGGAGCUGGUCAUUGACUUCAGGAAGCGGAGUGGAGAGCUCAUCCCUGUCCGCAUCAACGGAGCUGAGGUGGAGAUGGUCAAGAGAGCCAAGUUCCUGGGAGCGACGGUUGCCAACAAUCUGUCCUGGUCCAUCCACAUCGAUGCACAACAACGCCUCUCCUUUCUCAAGCGGCUUAGAAAAUUCGGCAUGUCCAUAAGGACCUUCACCAACUUUUAUAGAUGCAUCAUAGGAAACAUUCUAUUCGGAUGCAGCAUGGCCUGGUUUGGCAACUACUCUGCCCAGAACCGUAAGAAACUACAGAAAGUUGUGAACACAGCCCAGUCCAUCACACAAACCAACUUCCCAUCCAUUGGCUCCAUCUAUAUUUCCCCCUGCCUCAGGAAGGCAGCCAACAUCAUCACAAGACCCCUCCCCCACCCCAUUUAUAAUCUCUUCCAUCGGGCAGAAGAUACAAAAGCUGAAACACACGGACCAACAGAUUCAAGAACAGCUUCUUCCUCGCUGUUAUUAGACUUCUGAACGGACCUCUCAAAUUUUACAUUUAAUGUUGAUCUCGCUCUUUAUGCGCCUUCUCUGCAGCUGUAACAUUGUAUUCCUCGCUCUGUCUAGUACCCUAAUGCACUUUGUAUGGUAUGGUCUGCCUGUACUGCACGCAAAACAAACUUUUCACUGUAUCUAGGUACAUGUGACAAAAAUAAAUCAAAUCCAA